AUGGCAACUGAGCCGUCGACAAAGAAGGACGAGGAGGAGGAGGAAGAGGAUGCGGAGGUCAAGUACUAUGAGCCGCUUGACUUGACGGACGGCGAGCUCGCAUGGGUCCGCGAGCAGGUGCGAGGAUGGAGCAAGGCCGAGUGGCGAUCCUGGUUUGCUACCUUGUCCGAGCAGGACCAAGAGUGGUGGGAAAGGGCUGCUGCCACGUACCCUCACGAGUUUGAUGACAAGGCAAUGCAAGGAGGACUGGGGGGGCUUUGGAUUCGUUUCAUGUGCGGAUCAGAGCAGCCCAAGGAGAAGCAGGCGGCGGAGACUGCCAAUGCUCCCUUGGGUGUGGAGGCAGUAAUGGCAACGGCUUCAAAAGCGCCGUUUCCACCUGCACCUGGGAUGGCGGCGGCACCGGUGGCACCGGUGGCACCGGUAUGUGCACCGUUGGUGCCUGGCAUGGUUAUGCCUGAGUUUGCUGGCUAUGGCUUCCCUUGGGCUGUGCCGACUGGUGCUCCUAUGACCACAGCAGGUGCUGGCUUGCAGACGAUGGCCACAGCAGGUGCUGGCUUGCAGACAAUGGGCACAGCAGGUGCAGCUGGCUUGCAGGCAAUGGGCACAGCAGGUGCAGCUGGCAUGCAGAGGAUGGGCACACCAGCUGGUGUUAUUCCGAUUGCUGUGCAAAUGGGUCCUGGCUUUGUGGGCGGUCCAGAGACUCAGGGGCCUGGCCGCGAGAUGAAGCAGGAGGAUGCAGGAGGGAAGACAGAGGUUUUUUCGACCGCCCGGGCGGCGGCGACGGCGGCUCCUGUCUUAGAGCCUGUGGAGGCGAUGCAAGCACCGCUGUGGAAGGGCCCACCGCCAAAAAAGAGAAAGGCAGAGGCCGUGGCUGCCGAGGACGAGUUCAGGAAGCUGGGGGUUAACAGACCUCCUCCAGCACCAGCUAUGAGGGAGCAGGGUCAGGCGGCGACAUCCUCGAGCAGUGCCCUGCCAAGGCCCUGGAUGGACUCGAGACGGAGCACAAAGCUUCAGAGCGGCUGGCAGGCGAGAGCCAUUGCCAUGACGGCGGCUUGGCUCUCGAAAGACUUCGGGCGCAUGGACCACCUCACGAGUGCAUUCAGAGGGGACCCGACGUUCCGGAGCCGCCUGGAGGAGCACAUGCGGUAUGUGGACCAGUUUGGUGCUGACCCUCAGUAUGAUUAUUAG
Molecule: messenger RNA, 1188 nt
Organism: Symbiodinium sp. CCMP2592
Lineage: Eukaryota; Dinophyceae; Suessiales; Symbiodiniaceae
Source: the annotation of a GenBank genome assembly